ACUGCGGAGCGUUUCAAAACAAACCCGUCGUUCAAGCUACAUUCGUCCAAAAAUGAGUGCCAAAAAGGGCAGAAAAAAGAAGAUGCUCCCAGCUGCUGCAGAGGACAGUCAAAAAGCUCCAUCUGUAGAUCAGUUGGAUUCUGCCAACCUGUCUGCUAUAGAGAGAGACAGCUUCAUGAAAGGACUGCAGUCAGCAAAUGAUGGCAACCCUCUCCACAGUACCGCCAUGGAAGAAGAUUUAGAUGUCUUGGAGGAGGGACGGGUGAACAAAGGAACAGCGGGGAAAAAGAACAUUACUGCCAAACAGCAAGGAGCUGCUGUGAAAAGGAAACAGAUGGAGCCGGUUGUAGAGAGUGAUCAUGAAAACCAGCAGCAGAAGAAGAGGAGGAGUACAAUAGGGAGGGGCAAGGCCAGACCUGAUAAAGGAGGAGCGACAGAGAGAAAGAAGAGAGCGUCUGAAGAGGAGAGAGGACAGUCGGAGGCGGAGGGGACGGAGACUCAGGCAGAUCCAAGCACCGCCACCCAGGAGAGAAACCCACAGACACCAGCAGGUGUUAAACGGCAGGUGGGGGGCAAGCCUGCGAAGAGGAGGAGUGUUAAACAGAAGCCUGAAGCAAGACCAGUGAAGAAUCAGCAGAUGAAAGACAAGAAAAGAAAGGGUGAAUCAGGGACGUCCAGUGAUCCUCAGUCACAGGAGCAGUCUGACUCUGACGCUGUCCAGCAGAGACGUAACAGAGUCCUGCCCUCUGAUGAUGAUGAUGACAAGGUGGAGGACACCAGCUGGAAACCGACUCCGAAGAAAGGUAGAGGGACGAGAAAAUCUUUAUCUGGCAAGUCCAAUUCCAGGAAGUCUUCAUCUGGCAGUGCAUCAGCUGAAGCAGAAAAGACCAAAAGAGUGGAAGUAAAGAAGAAGAGACGUCGUGGAGGAACACAGUUAGAGGAGGUGCUGGAUGCCUUCAUGGAUUUCUGUGAGCAGUACAGGGAGACGGUGGAGUCCAGAGCUGUCAAAGAGUCCAUCGAUUCUUUCUCCAACAAUGUGAAGGAACAGCUGAUGGAAAAGAUCUCUUCUCACAAGGAUCUCCAUGUUCUAAAGAGAGAAAACGCUAAGGUGGCCUCUUUGACCCGUACAAAGAUGCAGAGACUGCUGGACGCCAAACAUGAGAUGAUGAGGGCUAAAAAGCAGGUUUCACUGCUAAAGAAAGAAAAAGCAGAACUGGAGCUCAGAUUAUCCGACCUGAGGCGAAGCCAGUCCUUCCUCUGUGACAUCAGAGAACUCAACAGACAAUACUUAAAUUACCGUCAGGCACACCCGAAAGAGAAAGAGAAGUAUGGGGCCUCCAGUUUGCCAGCUCUAUUAGUGGAGGCCAAGCAGAUUCAAGGAGCAGAGCGUCAGCUGAGAGCGAUCAAUAACCGUCUGGAAAAAACACUGAAGAAGAAUGGAAAAUAAUGUGCUGUAGCAUCUACACACACACACACACACACACACACACACACACACACACACACACACAAAGCAACACUCACAGGUUUAAAACUCUGUGACUACUGGCUAUUACACAGGAAACAGAAGAAUUGCAAGAGAAAAAUAGAAUAUUGCAAAUACAAUAUAUAUGAAUAAGUCUUU
Messenger RNA from Scomber scombrus (Atlantic mackerel), 1624 nucleotides. RefSeq names its product centromere protein U (gene cenpu). The coding region runs from base 53 to 1447 and encodes 464 amino acids. The transcript has 14 exons. The record is from RefSeq and is a predicted model, not a curated record. NCBI's taxonomy places the organism in Eukaryota, Metazoa, Chordata, Actinopteri, Scombriformes, Scombridae. Gene Ontology annotation, cellular component: nucleus.